This is a messenger RNA of Atta colombica, 1100 nucleotides long. Its product is annotated as 3-oxoacyl-[acyl-carrier-protein] reductase FabG-like. Gene Ontology annotation, molecular function: oxidoreductase activity. The transcript is spliced from 4 exons. The record is from RefSeq and is a predicted model, not a curated record. NCBI's taxonomy places the organism in Eukaryota, Metazoa, Arthropoda, Insecta, Hymenoptera, Formicidae. Bases 165 to 941 code for a protein of 258 amino acids.
UGCAUUAAUUACGCUCUAUUUUUGAACUGUUUGAGUAAUAAUUAUUAUUAUUCUAAUUAUAUGCAAGUGUAAAUGAUUCAAAAUGUAUGUUGCAACAGGAAACGUUUUACGAUCUGUUACAAAGUUAGGACUAAUUAAAACCGAUAUCGUUCAGUAAUAGAAAGAUGUCUUUUGCGGGAAAAGUUGUUCUGAUAACAGGGGCCAGUUCAGGAAUUGGAGCUGAAACAGCUAUUCACUUUGCUCAACUUGGUGCAUCAUUGUCAAUAACAGGACGUAAUAAACACAAUUUAGAAAAGGUAGCCGAAAAAUGUGGAAAAUCCAAGCCAUUUAUUGUAACCGGAGAUCUAGCCAAUGAGAAUGAUGUGAAAAAUAUUAUCGACUCGACGAUCAAGCAUUAUGGCAAAUUAGAUGUUUUAAUUAAUAACGCUGGAAUUGUAGGAUUCAGUAAUAUAGAAACUCCAAGCUUGGAACAAUACGACAAUAUUAUGAACAUAAAUGUUCGCUCAGUAUUCCAAUUGACAGCACUGGCAGUACCACAUUUAACCAAAACGAAAGGCAACAUUGUAAAUGUUUCGAGCAUAGCUGGAUUACGACCUCUGAGGAAUCAUUUGUCAUAUUGCAUGAGUAAGGCGGCUCUGGAUCAAUUUACGCGUUGCGUUGCUUUAGAAUUGGCAUCACGACAGGUGCGUGUGAAUGCCGUAAAUCCUGGCGUUGUACAAACAAAUAUCCUUCGCAACACUGGACUAAGCCAAGAACAAGUUAAAAUCCGUUUUGAGCAGUUGAAAGGGAUGCACGCUUUAGGAAGAAACGGUGAUUCUUUGGAAAUCGCUAAAACCAUUGCAUUUCUAGCAAGUAACGAUGCUAGUUUUAUGACAGGAGUGACAUUGCUUGUAGAUGGAGGUUGGCAUAUUGUGCCUCCCGAGAGUAUUGCGAUGCACUAAAAUGAUACGCUAUAACAUAGGGCGUAAAAUUUAAAUAGACACCAAUAAUUUUUAGAGCGUCCACGCAUAAACAUAAAUUUUCUCGAAAUAUUGUAUAUAACCAAGAUCAGAGAAAAUGUAAUUUUAAAUUGUAACAAUUACAAAAUAUAUUACUAUACA